Molecule: messenger RNA, 3202 nt
Organism: Pollicipes pollicipes
Lineage: Eukaryota; Metazoa; Arthropoda; Thecostraca; Pollicipedomorpha; Pollicipedidae
Product: 116 kDa U5 small nuclear ribonucleoprotein component
Biological process (GO): mRNA splicing, via spliceosome
Cellular component (GO): U2-type catalytic step 2 spliceosome; cytosol; U4/U6 x U5 tri-snRNP complex
Molecular function (GO): GTP binding; GTPase activity; U5 snRNA binding
Source: RefSeq, a predicted model, not a curated record
UGCACGGCGUCUGCCAGGCGUCUGCGGUCACGAGUCGGUGGCACGUGUAGGUGGCUGGGGCUCGCCUAGUAUUGAUAAUUGUCUGGCUUCGAGUUUCUUGGUGCAUCGGUUGAUAUUAUCCGCAGCUGUUCUGUGCAUAAGAACCGGUCAUGGACGGCGAACUGUAUGAUGAGUUCGGCAACUACAUCGGACCUGAGCUGGAGUCGGACGAGGAUGAGCCGGACGAGGCUGAGCUGGCGCGCCAGCAGCUGGUGCCGGCCGGCGGCGACGAGGCCGACGAGCCGGCCGACGACAUGGACGCUGAGGACGCCGAGCCGGCUCAGCUGGCUGUCGUGCUGCACGAAGACAAGAAGUAUUACCCGAGCGCCGAGGAGGUUUAUGGCGCCGACGUGGAGACGCUCGUGCAGGAGGAGGACGCGCAGCCACUCACGCAGCCCAUCAUCGCGCCGGUCCGGCGCAACAAGUUCUCGCACGUCGAGCAGGAGCUGCCGGAGACCGUGUACGAGAUCGAGUACCUGGCCGACCUCAUGGACAACGCGGCGCUGAUCCGGAACGUGGGCCUGGUCGGCCACCUGCACCACGGCAAGACGAGCUUCGUCGACUGUCUGAUGCAGCAGACGCACCCGGAGCUGCGCACGCUGGACGACCGGCCGCUGCGCUACACUGACACGCUCUUCACCGAGCAGGAGCGCGGCGUCAGCAUCAAGGCCACGCCGCUGACGCUGGUGCUGCAGGACUGCCGCAGCAAGUCGUACCUGCUGAACCUGUUCGACACGCCCGGCCACGUGAACUUCUCGGGCGAGGUGACUGCGGCGGCGCGCCUCUGCGACGGCGUCGUGCUGUUCGUGGACGCUUCAGAGGGCGUGAGCCUCAACACAGAGCGCCUGCUCAAGCACGCCGUGCAGGAGGGCCUCGCUGUCACGCUCUGUAUCAACAAGAUCGACCGGCUGGUGCUAGAGCUGAAGCUGCCGCCGCAGGACGCUUACUACAAGCUGCGCCAUGUCAUCGAGGAGGUCAACUCGCUAAUCAGCGUGUAUGCCGGCGAGGAGGACGCCAAGCCAGUCUCGCCCCUGCUUGGCAACGUCUGCUUCGCCAGCUCGCAGUACUCCAUCUGCUUCACGCUCAAGUCGUUCGCCACGCUGUACACCAAGACGUACGGCUCGGAGGUGGACGCGGCAGAUUUCGCGCGUCGCCUCUGGGGCGACAUGUACUUUAACGCCAAGACGCGCCGCUUCACCAAGAAGCCGGCGCACGGCUCGGCGCAGCGCAGCUUCGUCGAGUUCAUCCUGGAGCCGCUGUACAAGCUGCUGGCCAUCGUGGUCGGCGAUGUGGACACGCAGCUGCCGGCGCUGCUGGACGAGCUGGGGGUGCACCUGAACAAGGAGGAGCGCCGGCUGAACAUUCGGCCUCUGCUGCGGCUCAUCUGCUCGCGCUUCCUCGGCGACUUCACCGGCUUCACCGAGAUGUGCGUGGAGCACAUCCCGUCGCCGGCGGAGAACGCGCGCCACAAGAUCGCGCAGACGUACAGCGGGCCGCAGGACUCGCCGCUCGCCGCCGCCAUGGCCGACUGCGACGCCGACGGCCCGCUCAUGGUGCACACGACCAAGCAGUACCCGACCGUCGACGCCACCUGCUUCCACGUGCUGGGCCGCGUGCUGUCGGGCACGCUGCACGCCGACCAGACGGUGCGCCUGCUGGGCGAGAAGUACACGCUGGCCGACGAGGAGGACUCGCGCAUCGUCAACGUCGGCCGGCUCUGGGUGCACGAGGCGCGCUACAACGUGGAGGUGAACCGCGUGCCGGCCGGCAACUGGGUGCUGAUCGAGGGCGUCGACCAGCCGAUCGUGAAGACGGCGACCAUCACGGACACGGAGGACCGCGAGGUGUUCAUCUUCCGGCCGCUGCAGUUCAACACGCAGGCCGUCAUCAAGAUCGCCGUCGAGCCAGUGAACCCGUCCGAGCUGCCCAAGAUGCUGGACGGGCUGCGGAAGGUGAACAAGUCGUACCCGCUGCUGAGCACGCGCGUGGAGGAGUCGGGAGAGCACAUUAUUCUGGGCACGGGUGAGCUGUACCUGGACUGUGUGAUGCACGACCUCAGAAAGAUGUACUCGGAGAUCGACAUCAAGGUGGCCGAUCCGGUGGUGUCGUUCUGCGAGACCGUGGUGGAGACGUCGUCGCUCAAGUGCUUCGCCGAGACGCCGAACAAGCGGAACAAGGUGACGAUGAUCUCGGAGCCGCUGGAGAAGGGUCUGGCCGAGGACAUCGAGAACCAGGUGGUGCAGAUCGGCUGGAACAAGAAGCGGCUCGGCGAGUUCUUCCAGACCAAGUACGACUGGGAUCUGCUGGCGGCGCGCUCCAUCUGGGCGUUCGGGCCCGAUCCGACCGGGCCCAACAUCCUGGUGGACGACACGUUGCCGUCGGAGGUGGACAAGACGCUGCUGGGCGCCGUGCGGGACUCCAUCGUGCAGGGCUUCCAGUGGGGCACGCGCGAGGGCCCGCUCUGCGAGGAGCCGAUCCGCAACGUCAAGUUCAAGAUCCUGGACGCGGUGAUCGCGAGCGAGCCGAUCCACCGCGGCGGCGGCCAGAUCAUCCCCACGUCGCGCCGCGUCGCCUACUCGGCCUUCCUCAUGGCCACGCCGCGCAUGAUGGAGCCCUACUACUUCGUGGAGGUGCAGGCGCCGGCCGACUGCGUCUCGGCCGUGUACACGGUGCUGGCGCGGCGGCGCGGCCACGUCACGCAGGACGCGCCCGUGCCCGGCUCGCCAUUGUACACCAUCAAGGCGUUCAUCCCGGCCAUCGACUCGUUCGGCUUCGAGACGGACCUGCGCACGCACACGCAGGGCCAGGCGUUCUGCCUGUCGGUGUUCCACCACUGGCAGAUCGUGCCCGGCGACCCGCUCGACAAGUCGAUCGUCAUCCGGCCGCUGGAGCCGCAGCCGGCCACCCAUCUGGCGCGCGAGUUCAUGAUCAAGACGCGCCGUCGCAAGGGCCUCAGCGAGGACGUGUCCAUCAACAAGUUCUUCGACGACCCCAUGUUGUUGGAGCUGGCGCGGCAGGACGUCAUGCUCAACUAUCCGAUGUGAGGCCCCGGCGGAGCGGUGUGGCCGGCACUGGGAGGCGCGCGCCUGGCUCCGCCAUCGCGCCGCCGCAGCGCGUGUACAAUGCAUCUCAUCGAGCCGUCGUGGUCGCCAUCAGCGUUCUC